AUGCCAAGCAACAAUCCCUUCGACCAAAGACUGCGUGACGUCUUCUCCCUUCGCUCAGCAAUCCCAGUGCUAAAUGAGUACCUGUCGACGAUCCAGGUCGACUGGCAAGUGGACAACGUGACCGCGUUUGUGGCUGCCGCGAAUAGCUUGGACCCGGCUCAAGCGCCUCAGUGGCUGCGGACUCGACCACCGCUGAUGACCUGCAGCUCUUUUACCGACGACGUGAUCGCCGUACUAGAGCCGCUGGCAAAAGGCCGCUGUGGACACGUGAUGCUGGCGCCGAAUACAACCGGCCAGUUCGGCGGAAUUUGCGCGAUGAUGGGUUCCCUGCAGAGUAGUGUUUUCCUACAGGAUGCCGCGCAACUGGCGCUACCGGUGGCUAACGACGUCGAAAAGCAUCUCGUCGAGACGCACUAUCUUGUCGAAUCGAAAGCACAGCGACAUCAACCAAACCACCUCCCGCCAGCUCUUCGGGAUGGACAACACCCACUGCGUCGGGUUUUCAUCUAA
Phytophthora sojae is the source of this 510-nucleotide messenger RNA. RefSeq lists its product as hypothetical. The transcript has 2 exons. Lineage: Eukaryota; Oomycota; Peronosporomycetes; Peronosporales; Peronosporaceae. The coding region runs from base 1 to 510 and encodes 169 amino acids. The record is from RefSeq and is a predicted model, not a curated record.